AAAAGUUUGGAAAAGUUUCUAUAAUAACUAGGGGGCGUCCGGAGGGAGGCGGCAGCGGCGGAGGAGGGGGCGUCUUAAAGAAGGGGAGGGAGGGAGCCACGGGUGAAGCGACGGCAGCCUCCUGAGCUCCCCCCUCCCACCCUGACCCGGACCUGGGGUCUCAGGCCGGAUCCAUGGGGGCAGCAAGCUGCGAGGAUGAGGAGCUGGAAUUUAAGCUGGUGUUCGGGGAGGAAAAGGAGGCCCCCCCGCUGAGCGCGGGGGGGCCGGGGGAAGAACUGGACUCAGAGGACACGCCGCCAUGCUGCCGUCUGGCCCUGGGGGAGCCCCCUCCCUAUGGCGCCACCCCUAUUGGCAUUCCCCGGCCGCCACCCCCUCGGCCUGGCAUGCACUCACCACCGCCCCGUCCAGCCCCCUCACCAGGCACUUGGGAGAGCCAGCCAGCCCGGUCGGUGAGGCUGGGGGGGCCAGGAGGGAGCUCUGGUGGGGCUGGGGGAGGCCGUGUCCUUGAGUGUCCAAGCAUCCGCAUCACUUCCAUCUCUCCUACGCCUGACCCGCCAGCUACUCUGGAGGACAACCCUGAUGCCUGGGGGGACGGCUCUCCCAGGGAUUACCCCCCUCCAGAAGGUUUCGGAGGCUACCGAGAGGCAGGGGGCCAGGGCGGGGGCCCCUUCUUCAGCCCGAGCCCUGGCAGCAGCAGCCUGUCCUCGUGGAGCUUCUUCUCAGAUGCCUCGGACGAGGCAGCCUUGUAUGCGGCUUGCGACGAGGUGGAGUCUGAACUAAAUGAAGCAGCCUCCCGAUUUGGCCUAGGUUCCCCACUGCCCUCGCCGCGAGCAUCCCCUAGGCCAUGGACCCCUGAUGAUCCCUGGAGCCUGUAUGGUCCAAGCCCUGGAGGCCGGGGACCAGAAGAUAGCUGGCUACUUCUCAGUGCUCCUGGGCCCACCCCAGCCUCCCCACGGCCUGCCUCUCCAUGUGGCAAACGGCGCUAUUCCAGCUCGGGAACCCCAUCUUCAGCCUCUCCAGCUCUGUCCCGCCGGGGCAGCCUGGGAGAGGAGGGCCCGGAGCCACCUCCACCACCCCCAUUGCCUCUGGCCCGGGAUCCUGGAUCCCCUGGUCCCUUUGACUAUGUGGGGGCCCCACCAACAGAGAGCAUCCCCCAAAAAACCCGGAGGACUUCCAGUGAGCAGGCAGUGGCCCUGCCUCGGUCUGAGGAGCCUGCCCCCUGUAAUGGGAAGCUGCCUUCAGGAGCAGAGGAGGCUGCAGCUCCUCCAGGUGGUCCUCGGAAGGAGGUGGCCGGCAUGGACUACCUGGCAGUGCCUUCCCCUCUGGCGUGGUCCAAGGCCCGGAUUGGGGGACACAGCCCCAUCUUCAGGACCUCUGCCCUACCCCCACUGGACUGGCCUCUGCCCAGCCAGUAUGAGCAGCUGGAGCUGAGGAUUGAGGUGCAGCCUAGAGCCCACCACCGGGCCCACUAUGAGACAGAGGGCAGCCGAGGUGCUGUCAAAGCUGCCCCUGGUGGUCACCCUGUAGUCAAGCUCCUAGGCUACAGUGAGAAGCCACUGACCCUACAGAUGUUCAUUGGCACUGCAGAUGAAAGGAACCUGCGGCCUCAUGCCUUCUAUCAGGUGCACCGCAUCACCGGCAAGAUGGUGGCGACAGCCAGCUAUGAAGCAGUGGUCAGUGGUACCAAGGUGCUGGAGAUGACUCUGCUUCCUGAGAACAACAUGGCAGCCAACAUUGACUGUGCUGGAAUCCUGAAGCUUCGGAAUUCAGACAUUGAGCUGCGGAAGGGUGAGACGGACAUCGGGCGCAAGAACACACGAGUGCGGCUGGUAUUCCGGGUACACGUGCCCCAGGGCAGCGGGAAGGUCGUCUCUGUACAGACAGCAUCCGUGCCCAUUGAGUGCUCCCAGCGCUCGGCCCAGGAGCUGCCCCAGGUGGAGGCCUACAGCCCCAGUGCCUGCUCAGUGAGAGGCGGAGAGGAGCUAGUGCUGACUGGCUCCAACUUCCUGCCAGACUCCAAGGUGGUGUUCAUCGAGAGGGGCCCUGAUGGAAAGCUACAAUGGGAGGAGGAGGCCACCGUGAAUCGGUUGCAGAGCAAUGAGGUGACACUGACCCUGACUGUCCCUGAGUACAGCAACAAGCGGGUGUCCCGGCCUGUCCAGGUCUACUUUUAUGUCUCCAAUGGGCGCAGGAAGCGCAGCCCUACCCAGAGUUUCAAGUUCCUGCCUGUGAUCUUCAAGGAAGAGCCCCUACCUGACUCAUCUCUCCGGGGCUUCCCUUCAGCCUCAGGCCCCCCCUUUGGCACUGACAUGGACUUCUCACCACCCAGGCCCCCCUACCCCUCCUAUCCCCAUGAAGACCCUGCUUAUGAACCUCCUUACCUGUCGGAAGGCUUCAACUAUGGCACACCCCCUCUGUACCCACAAACGGGGCCCCCACCAUCAUACAGACCUGGCCUUCGGAUGUUCCCUGAGACUGGGGCUUCCACAGGUUGUGCUCGCCCACCUCCAGUCUCCUUCCUUCCCCGGCCCUUCCCUAGUGAUCCCUAUGGGGGACGGGGCUCCCCCUUUCCCCUGGGGCUGCCAUUCCCUCCUCCAGCCCCCUUCCGGCCUCCACUGCCUUCCUCCCCGCCUCUGGAAGGCCCCUUCCCUCCCCAGAGUGGCGUUCAUCCCCCAUCUGCUGAGGGGUACAAUGAGGUAGGGCCAAGCUAUUGCCCUGGGGAGGGGACUCCGGAGCAGGAGAAAUCCAGGGGUGGCUACGGCAGCGGCUUCCGAGACAGUGUGCCUAUCCAGGGUAUCACGCUGGAGGAAGUGAGUGAGAUCAUUGGUCGGGACCUGAGUGGCUUCCCUGCGCCUCCCGGAGAAGAGCCUCCUGCCUGAACCGUCAACUGGCAACCCGAGCCUCCACAGCCCCUCCAGCCUUGCUCACUUUCUUUUCACCCUGGGGUGGUGGUUCCAGAAGCUUGGGGCCAAUCUGGUUUUUCUCUCCCUAGCUUUUGCCUUUCUCCCCUGCCCGCCCUCCCCUCCCCUAGCUGAAAUGUGCCCCCCUGGGCCUGGUGCUGCCAGGGAGGGUUCGGGAGGAAGAGCGUGGAGGACUGGGGUGGGUGGAGACUGAGGCUGGGUGGGAGGACGGCUGAUCGAAGGCUGCGUCUAGACUGUGUACGGGCCCUGGUGCUGGAGGCUGGGGACAGUCGAUGGGUAAUAAACCGCUCACUGAUGAGUGCUGAUCGAGGCUCCAGAACUCUUUGGAGAGAGAGGAGGUGCAGCUUAUCCUGGCCUGAGGUGGCUUAGAGGUUGGAAAGAGAUGGGAUGUAGCUGGGAUCACUGUGUCCCUAGGAGCUUCUCAGAGCAGGGGCCUGGGGAGGAUGUGAAGGGGCCUCAGAGGUCCGCAGCUGGGUGGGGGCUGGGGCCAGAGCUUCAGUAGCCUCUUUUCCCUGGGAUGCAGAUGCCUGGAGGGUCUUUGGGAUGGGGCCCAGGAAUAUGUAUUUUUCAAGUUUCUUUCUCUUGCUACCACUCAGAUGAUUCUUAUUCACAGCCUAGGUCAGGAAACACCAGUCUAGACCUUCUCUCUCAUUUACCAAGGAGGAAUUUAAGAUUCAGAGAGGGAGAGGUGUGCCCAAAGUCACACAGCUAGUCAGGAACAGGUUGAACGCUGUACACCUGCGCUUCUGCCCCCAGUCCACCCCCAGACACCCCGACUCAUCAGGCUCAGGGCCCUGAAGCUUAUCUCCCUGGAGCAGGGUUGGGGGUGAGGGAGGGCUGGCAUGGGUCUAUUCACAGUCUGGAUUCUUGGGGACUGUGAGAACAUUCUGGAAAGAACUGUGCUUUGGAGGUAGACUGCAGGAAGCCGAGCAGCCCCUGUAGCAGCUCGGAGUGCCACCUGCCCCGGGGCCCAGUGCAUUGUGUGACCUCCGAGCCUGUUCUGCUUGUGUGCCCACAUAUCGCCACUGACAGGCCUGUGCUGAACACUGGGUUUCUUCCCUGCCUUGACAGCCUAUGGGGCCAAGUCCCCAGUGGAUUGGAGGAAGUCAGGCCUUGUCAGUCCUGCUCCAUGGAGCCUGGCACAUGGUGGGCACCGAGUACCACUAGCGUGCGUUGGCUAGACCUGGCUGCUGGGGGCCAUACCCAAAAUGUAUUCAGGGCAUCGGUACUUGGGAAACUGGCCUCACCUCCAUGCUGGUGGGGCCUCUCUAUGUCUAGUGGGUCCAUGCAGGUCUGGCAAGAACCCACGUGUUUAGGGGUGGGUGUGAGAGAAGCUGGCUCUGGAACAGAGAACAAGGGAACCAGGACAACCCUCAGUAACAAGGAAUUUCCUUUAUCUUCCUGAAUAUAAACUGCUGUGAACCAAACUGACAUUAAGUGGUCAGUGCAUGGGGCCUUGGCUGCUUUCCAGAGCUGCCCUCCAGUAGGGGCCAGAGUCGUUGCCCUGUAAUUUCCAUGUCAGGAGAGACCCUGGGACACGUGUGUUAUAUCCAGCAUUCUUCGACUCCCCCGCCCCCCCUCUCUACCCCAGGAUCCCUAACAAGGGGUUGGUAGGUCAGCUCCUGUGAAUAAAAAGCUGUAUUGAAGGGGACUCACUACCUCCCUAGGUAGGUGAUUUCAUUUUCGGCCAGGGUACUGCCAUUCAUUCAUGGCCAGACACUGACCCAGCAGCUACUGAGUGCAGCCAAUGGGUCCCAGAGGGUCUCGUAGCUUCAUGAGGCAACAGUAAGUCAACAUCUCAUUAUAACUCAACAGUUCAACUCAGUAUGUAUUUCUUCUAGUAUGUCAGGUCUUAGUGGGGCAGGGAACAAAUUUGUUACAGGGUGUACAAGGAGCAGAGGGCAGGGGUAAUCUGUCCAGCUGUGGGGGCUAGAGGGAACUUCUGAGGUGACUUCUAGAUUGAGACCUGCAGCAAGAUGAAACUGACCAGCCCAAGAGCAGGGGAAGGCAGGCCAGGCAGAGCUGCCAGAAGGGGCCAGGUCCUGGAGGAGGGGCAAACAGGGAAGGUUGACAGAUGGAGGGCUUGCCGCACUUGAAGGCUCAAGAGAGGUUCUGUGCCAUGUGGGUAGAAAAGGUUAAGUUCUGGAAGUGGGGGUCCCUGAGGAGGGACUACAAAGGAAAGCAUGGGCUGGAUUCUGAGGGGUCUUGUAGGCGUGCCAGGGAACUUAGAGUUAUCCAGUGAUGAUGGGAGCUUUCCCACUAGACGGUAGGCUUUAAGCUGGGAGUGAUGCAAUCGAUUUGCCCUGAAGUUCCCCCUGGGGGUGAGCUGACAUCUGCUUGCCUGGGAAGGCUCUGUGAGGCGCUUGUGCUGCCCUUGCUUCAUAGGGCUCACCCCUCUCCUCGUUAGAAUCCUGACGGGGGUCAGCCUUCCAGGAUACCCACAGAUGUCUAGCUCCCUGAGGCUGGGGUUGGAAGAGGGGAAGGGUGCUGGAUCUUCAGGUGGUGCCAGAAAAGACUUUCUUGGCCAGGGUUUUUCAAAGUGUGGUCUGAGGAUUACUUGCCUUUGAAUCACUAGGUGUUGGUGGUGGAGUGGGGUGGUGGUUUGCUUUGUUUUGCUUUGUUUUUUAAUGUAGAUUCCUAGGCAACCCCCAACCUUCUCAAUUAUAUUCUGGUGGGGGUGAGGCAGAGGCCUAGGUAACUGCUUUUUAAAGAGUACUCUGGGUGAUUCUAUGGCACAGGAAAGUUUUAGAACUAGUGUCAUUUGUCAAACAAGUGUAGGUCUUUCUCAUCCAAACUCAGCAAUAACCCCCUGCCCCUCACAGAUCUUGUCUGGGCUGCUGUGGGCGGAGGGUCACCAGGAAAGUAUUUGGGGAAGUGAAGGGAGCAAACAUUCCUGAUAUUGCAACUUAUCUCUUCCCUCAUCUGGCUCUGUCUUGCUGCUUAGAUGUAUAAGACGGUGCCAGGGACAGCCUGGAAGCCUUGUGUGGGCGCUGCUUCCCCCAGAGCUGAGUCUCCUCCUCUGGUUGCAACUCUGGGUCUCCAAGAUGUCUGAGGAGGGCUCGGUGGGGAGCCUUCCACUUGGAUUUUGGGCUGUGCUUGGAGAGAGCUCUGAGGUGCCUUGGAGCCUGCUGCCAGACCUUCUCAGUUGCCAUGAACUGCAGAGAAGCAGUAUCUUUCACGCUUCCUGGAAAUCCCAGAUGUGGGAAGUGCAUAGGGGUUUGGCUGCUUUUUUUAGGAGCUGGUUUUAGUAUCCUCAGUGUCAGAUUGCUCAAUUAGCCAACUCUCCACAAUGUCCUCCAGGGCCCUUGGUCUGUGCCAAACCCUGUGCUAGGCGUGAAGGACAUGAGCAUCACACUGGGGCCUUGCCCUGGAGAAACGGACAACCCACUCGCUAGUGGGAGAGACCUUUCUGCCUGGAGCUGCUGGAGUGUGUGUGUGGGAGUGGGGUUGGUCUGAGCUCUCUGAGAGGCAGAAAUGAUACGUUGCUAUGGAAACACUGGGACAGAACACAACAGGGAGGGUCUAAGAACAUUUUACAAAGGCAGGUGAUUUUGAAUUGAGUUUUUGAGGAGGAGAGGGAGUUUUCUGGGUAAAUGAGACAGGGAUGAGAGAAGGGUGGUCAUGCCUGUGGGUUAAAGUGUAUGAGGUCAAGACCAAACAGGUAGGAAGGAAUCAGAGUUGGGAUGCUUCAGCAGGCCAUGCUAAGGAGUGUGAAUAACAGGGAGUCACUCACUCGUUUUGUCAAAGGUCUACAGGUGUGUUUGUGCAUGUGCAUGCAUGUGUGUGAUUGAAGCUUAGAAGCUGUGUGGAGAGAAAGUGGCAGGGAGACCAUAGGGAAGGGUUUUGCAGUAGUUCAGGCAACAGAAGUCUGGGCUUGACCUACUACUUAGCUCAGCUAAGUGGGACGAGCUAUUCCUCACAGGGAACGGGAAGGGGCCUGGGCUGGAGUCAUGGCUCAGCCAACCAUCUGUGCGAUCUCCAGCCCAUCCGACACGCAACAGGGCCCUGGCUGCCAGCUGUAAAUGUUUACUGAGCGCCUGCGAUGUGCCAGCCUCUAUGCUAGCUACGGGGGAUGCAGCAGCGAAUGAGACAAACAGGGUUUGUUCCCUCAUGGAACUCAGGAAUUAACGGGCAGUUACACAACAGCGUCACGGGGGAAAUGCUGGAGGCUUUGGGACCUCACGGAAAGGUCACUGAACUUGUUCUCUUGCACGCUGCCUAUGCAUCUCUUGUAGCAACAGUGGAUGUCCAUAUUUUGAGAAAAUCUUUUGGAUCCACUUCUUUUUCUGGGGGUGCAGGGUCAAGGCAUUCUCUGGAAGACGGGAUUAUUUCCAAUGUCAGUGUUAUUCUAGAUGAAGAGCAUCCAAAGUCAGGAAAUGUGGGUUUGUCACUCAGGGGCAUCUCCUAUGCUUUUUUCUCUUAGGCCUGAACCGUGAGGAAUCUAGUUAGGCCUGAGUGUGUGCAAGUAGCCUCCAAUGCCUUCCAGUGAGGCAGGGGCCUGGGAGGGCGGAAUGCCAGGGGCCCAGGUGGGGAAUGGGGGCAGCUCUAUGACUAGGUGGCACUCUACUUUAAUGUUCUUCUGAUUCCUUUAGCCCUUUUCAAAUGUCUUAGUUUCCUAGGGCUAUCAUAACAAAGUGCCACAAGCUGGGUGGCUUCAAACAAUAGAAACCUACUUUCUCAUGGUUUGAGAGGCCAGAAGUCUGAAAUCAAGUUGUUGGCAGAGUCUGUUCCUUCUGGAGGUUUGGAGGGAAAGUCUGUUCCAGUCCCCUCUCCUAGCUUCUGAUGGUUGCUGGCAACCUUUGGUGUUUUUUGGCAUAUAGAAGCAUCACUUCAAUCUCUGCCUCUGUCAUUACAUGGAAUUCUUCCCUGUGUCUCUGUGACCAGAUUUCCCUUAUUAAGACACCAGUCACUGGAUUUAGGGCCCUCUGUAAAUCCUAAAGAAUAGAGGCCGCUUCCUUUCCAGUGAGACCUGGCCGAGCUUCAAGUCUGGCUUGGCUGUGCCUUGGGGUGGGUGGUGGCCGCUCCCCCCAUACUGCCCUGGGAUGAACAGUGCUGAGGUUAUCACCCAGGAGUGCUAGGAAGGCGACUGACACCAGAGGGCAGCAGUAACAAGGUGGAGGGUGGGGUUGGAGUGUGGGAGAAGAAAGGUUAGAAAGCGAUCAGUGCCCUGCCCCGAUUCCUCUGUGAACUUCACAUCCAGAUCCUCUCCCGCAUUUCUCAGACCACCUCUGGAAGACUGGUUCUGCUUCCCAGAACCAUCUGCCAUUCGGCCCUUAAUACUCGUAGAUCUGUCAUGUUAACUGCGUUUUAGGGAGACUUCUCUGUCUCCCCUACUAGAUUUAAAGGUCCUAAAGAGCAGAGACAGUGUUUUUAUUAGUAACUCUUUGCAGAUACAAUGAGAGUUAGAGUGAAUAAUAGAAGCUGCCAUGUUUUGUGAUGUGUACCUGAGGGGAAUGCUUUGAGGGCCUCCACGCCCUUUGCCGCAAUCCCCAACCCAAGCUCCGAGAUACUUUUUAAGAACCACAGCAAUGGAAGUACAUAGCACUUAGGGAGAGCUCACCUCCUGGCGCUUCACCAUGCCUCUUACACAGCUCGCCUCAUUUGAGCUUCUCCCAACAAUCCUGAGAAGUUGCUCCUGUUACUCUCCCCAUUUAUAGCUGAGAAAACUGAGGCACAGAGGGCUUAAGAAGUGACUAGAGUCACACAGCUUCCUGAGGACAGAGCUGCAAUUCGGAGGCUAUCUCCUGACACCAGGUCCAGCAAUCUUCUCCGCUAUACUGCAGCCAGUUCCUUACCUCAUGGGUGAAAUCAGAGUAAAAGUAAACAUCUAGUAAAGUACAGCAUGGGGAGUAUAGUCAAUAAUAUUAUAAUUAUGUAUGUUGUCAGAUGGGUACUAGACUUAUCUUGGUGAUCACUUGGUAAGGUAUAUAAAAUGUGUAAUUGUUAUGUACACCUGAAACUAAUAUAAUAUUGUAUGUCAACUAUGACUGAAAAAUAAAUUU
Messenger RNA from Phyllostomus hastatus (greater spear-nosed bat), 8923 nucleotides. RefSeq names its product nuclear factor of activated T cells 4 (gene NFATC4). Gene Ontology annotation, cellular component: transcription regulator complex. Gene Ontology annotation, biological process: cytokine production; regulation of transcription by RNA polymerase II; calcineurin-NFAT signaling cascade. Gene Ontology annotation, molecular function: DNA-binding transcription factor activity, RNA polymerase II-specific; transcription factor binding; RNA polymerase II cis-regulatory region sequence-specific DNA binding. The record is from RefSeq and is a predicted model, not a curated record. The transcript is spliced from 10 exons. Bases 174 to 2879 code for a protein of 901 amino acids. NCBI's taxonomy places the organism in Eukaryota, Metazoa, Chordata, Mammalia, Chiroptera, Phyllostomidae.